Molecule: messenger RNA, 198 nt
Organism: Linum tenue
Lineage: Eukaryota; Viridiplantae; Streptophyta; Magnoliopsida; Malpighiales; Linaceae
Source: the annotation of a GenBank genome assembly
AUGAACGCUAUCUCGAACCGCCUAAAGAAAUACGGUCUGCGAUAUGACGAUCUGUACGACCCUUACUUCGAUUUGGACGUGAUGGAGGCGCUUAAUAGGCUUCCUAGGGAGAUCGUCGACGCUAGAAACCAGCCUCUCAAGCGCGCCAUGGACCUCUCCAUGAAGCACGAGUAUCUUCCCGCGGACCUUCAGGUAUGA